AUGUUUCAACGUCUGCCCGCUGCUGGCGGCGCGGACAUUUACCAGGAUGCUGCCGCCGCCGCUGCCGCCGCUGCCGGCACCACCACGAUGCGCUCCGUGUUCCCCAAUUCCCGCUUGGACUCGCUGGCGGAGAGCCAGCUGCCGGCGCCGCCACCAAUGCCGCCAACGCCCCAGCCAGAUGGAGUCGGAUCCCUCGCUGGCGGGGCCGGGGCCGGGGCUGGGGCCGGGCCUGGUGGAUACAAUCCCUUAGACGACGACUGGUGGGCCAACGCCAUCGAGGUGGACACCUUCGACUCGCCGCUGGCGUUCGAUGCCAGCGAGAAUGGUCUGUGGAAUGGACACUUUGUGCCGCCACCGCCGCGUCCUCCGUUUCUGGAUGAAAGCGUAGCCGCUGAUGGCUUGACCACCUGUGAUCUAUGCACGUGGGCAUGGCAGCGGAAUGCCUACUCACUGGAUGGUUCGAUCGAUAAAGCUGGCGAACUUGGAUGGGCAUUCACCCUAAUCAUAGUUUCAAUCAUAUCGGCUCUUAUAGGUGCUAUUGUAAUGGUCAUAGUUCUAAGAUGUAGAAGAAUUAAAUCAGCGAAUGCCAAUGGUGGCCGCCCGCAGCCCUGGUGGUGUCGCAACAACCGGAAUGGCGGCCAGAAUCGAUCGCCCAUCUCCAUAAAGCACUCGGCGGACAGCAUCCGGCGGCCCACAAGCAACUCUGGCGUCUGGACCUGGCUCGGCGGCAGUCGACGCUCUUCCGCCGGCCCCGACCAGAUCGGCCCGCCAUCCACAUCCCCGGCGGAGAACCACUAUACCCACAUGGAUGAUGCCUACAGUCCGGUGGGCGUCAGCGAGGCCCUCUACGCGGAGCUCGACCGGGAGUCGGUGCGCUCCGCAAAUCCCUCGUACCAGAAUACCGCCUACAGUCAGUGUGGUGAGAAGUACAAUUUCCAGGGACACGAACAGGACAUUCCCAUGGUCGUCUCAUCGGCACCGAGCAGUGCCUACUACUCGGAUCUGUCGGUGACGGCCAUGCCCGGCGGCGGUGGCGGUGGCGGGCCAAGUGGCAGCAAUCAGGGGGCCUACGAAAUCGUUGGACUGAACGUGAUGUCACAGCCGCUGCCAAAUUGGGAUCACCAUGGCGGUGGGGCGAAUGCGGGCGGAGGAGGUGGCAUUGCCACCACGGGAUUGAUGCCAGGAGACGCGGUAGCAGCGGCGGCGGUGGCAGCGGCCAUGACACAGCGCCGAGCGCCACGAUUGGCGGCCAUCAACGAGACGAGCACCAGUACAGUGCCCUCGGAUUAUGUCUAAGAGAAGAGAGAGAAGAGAUUGGAGGAUGCGGAGGAUGCGGAGGAUGUGAAGGAAAUGAAUGUGAAAUUGUUCAGCGAGCUUAAAAAUGUUAAUAGCAUAUAGGAAUACCGUUAUACACACCCCAUAGCUUGUAAGAGUAUAUACGAUUUAUAUAAGAUUUAUCUAUGGAUACGAUACCAUCUAUCAUCUACCAUUUACCAUUUACCACUUAGUGCUUAGGAGACGACGACUUGUGUCUUUUGGUUUAAAUAUGAUAUGAUAUGAUAUGAUACGAUAUGAUAUGAUA
Molecule: messenger RNA, 1582 nt
Organism: Drosophila persimilis
Lineage: Eukaryota; Metazoa; Arthropoda; Insecta; Diptera; Drosophilidae
Exons: 5
Coding region: 1-1296 (431 amino acids)
Source: RefSeq, a predicted model, not a curated record